UCCAUGAGAGUGAGUUUAAGUUGUGUUAGAGCGUCAUUUAGGGGCAUUUUGUCCCCUUUUGGGCCAAUUUAAUCACCCCUGAGUCCUGACAUGUCACGUUGACACUUAUCAGCUGAUUGUGUCAGUGUCUGUUUUGUGUUUUUAAUCAAAACCACGUUUCUGGUGAUAACAACCCGUUUUAUCACAAUGUUAUGCCAUCUCGAGUCAGAUUCCCCCCUGCCAUGACCGGCCAAGGUCCCAAUAAUGUCCUUGAAGCUCAUGUCGGCUGUAAUUUCGCCCAAAACACCAACCCACAGUCACGAACCCGCUGAUAAACUCCUGAAACAGUUGCUCGAGUGUGUGCAAGCGUGCCAAAAACGCUAUGGGGGAAAAACCGAACUAGCAACAGAGUUUGACAGUUGUGUGGUAGCCCUGUGUGUGACACUCGAAGCGGUUUUGUUGCACGGCCUCCGAGGCCCCACUCUACGACAAGUAGCCAGGGGCGAAGCCCCCACGUUUUGGCCCUUCGUUAGGCAACAUUUAACGAAGCACGAGCAGGAGAGAUACGCCGUUUUGAAACAGAUUUGGACCGACACAGGCCGGGGGCGUGCAUGGAUCAGGGCUGCGCUCAACGAGCGGUCUCUCGAACGGUAUUUCCACAUUUUGUUGAGCAACCCCUCGAUUUUGGAGUCUCACUAUGAGGGCUGGGCCAUCUUGCGCGACUUGGAGAGGAGCUCCAUGUUGCCCAACAUGGCCGGGGGCGUAGCCUCCAUCCUCUUCGCCAUCAGUAUCGACAAACCGGAGCUGAACUCGGGACGCCCCCCACGCAUCAAAACCCGAGCGGAGCCCAUCAUCGAGGCCCCCUUGAGUCAACGCCCCAAGACAAGGACACGGAAAAAGGUGGCGCGACAAUUCAUUUCGUUUGAUGACGACGAUAGUGUCCCAUCGACUUCGAGCAGUAUUUCCCCGGAAAAACUCACGGAAAUGGCCGAAAACGACCAACCGAAACGGAAAUUACCGGUCGAGACGUGUGAGAAAUACCGGGAAAUCCCCGAAACACUCACGCCGGUUACUCACACCGAAAUCGGGGAACUCACACCGAUUUCGGUCGAACUCGGGGAGAAUUUCGACGAAGUGGAAGUCCCGAGUGACAUUAGCGAAGUCCUAACAGCCGUCGAGACACGCAAUAAAGAGGAAUUGAGUAAAAAACAAGAGAAAAUCGAUCAAUUAUCCAAAGAAAACGAGAUUCUCAAAGAACAGGUGAAAAAGUACGUCAGUGCGAUUCAGAUGUUGAAAAACAAUGAAAAUCUCACACUUGAGGAUUUGGACAUCAACCAACAGCCCGAUUAUCAGGGGGAGGCAAAACUUUUCGAAAAAAAAUUAGUCCAAGUGGCCGAAAUGCACGCCGAAUUGAUGGACUUCAAUGUGGUUUUGCAAAAAUCACUGUGUCAGAAAGACCAGCUUGUGGAGCGUCUCAAGGCCGAGCUGGAGACACUCCGGGGGCCCUGUGACGACGACACACAAACCGGAAAUGUCAACGUGUGGAUCCCCUCGGCGUUUUUGACAGGAAGUGGGUCAAGUGCCCAUCAUGUUUAUCAAAUUUUUUUAAGGGCAGGCAAUGACGAGUGGAAUAUUUAUCGGAGAUAUGCGCAAUUUUACGCUUUGCAUUCCGACUUGAAAAAACUUGAUCCGGCAGUGACCGCGUUUGAUUUCCCGCCAAAAAAAAGUUUGGGGAAAAAGGAUUCAGCGUUGGUUGAAGACCGGCGAAAGCGACUGCAAGUUUAUUUGAGGCGUGUUUUAGCACAUUGGCCCGAAUUGUCGCAUUGCAAUAGCCGAUUUUUGUUGGAGCAACAUUUGGCUUUCUUCAAGGAUCAGAAGGACGGUGAGCCAAAUAAAGGGAUUUUCUCGCCGAGGAGAACUCGAAAUACUCAUGAUAAUCACUAUUCAGGGCUUUAAACUAGAUCUGGGAGAUUUCCACCAAUAAACUAGUUUUAUUUAAGAUAUUUUGUACAUUUUAGGGUCAUUCGUUAGGUACUGUUGGUAUUGUAAUAAGUUUUAUAUUUUAUGAUGAACAGUAACGAAAUAAAAAGUUAUUUGAUAAUUUAA
This is a messenger RNA of Tribolium madens (black flour beetle), 2085 nucleotides long. RefSeq names its product sorting nexin-29. Gene Ontology annotation, molecular function: phosphatidylinositol binding. The transcript is spliced from 5 exons. The record is from RefSeq and is a predicted model, not a curated record. Bases 244 to 1935 code for a protein of 563 amino acids. NCBI's taxonomy places the organism in Eukaryota, Metazoa, Arthropoda, Insecta, Coleoptera, Tenebrionidae.